Molecule: messenger RNA, 633 nt
Organism: Megalops cyprinoides (Indo-Pacific tarpon)
Lineage: Eukaryota; Metazoa; Chordata; Actinopteri; Elopiformes; Megalopidae
Product: cytochrome c oxidase subunit 5A, mitochondrial
Exons: 5
Coding region: 96-521 (141 amino acids)
Biological process (GO): mitochondrial electron transport, cytochrome c to oxygen
Cellular component (GO): mitochondrial inner membrane
Source: RefSeq, a predicted model, not a curated record
CAGCCGUAGUGCGCCGGUUUCGAUGUCAUUCUGUAACUGAACUACUUCUGCCCGGGUUUCUGCCUCACAGUGUGUCUCGCGCCCGUCCGUGCACGAUGUUCAGAGCAGCUGUCCAACUGUCAGUCUCCGGGAUUCGGAGUUUGGCACGCUCCCGGCCGACGUAUACCGCUCCCUUGGCAGCCCGCUCUUACUCUCAUGGAAAGCAAGAGACGGACGAGGAGUUUGAUGCCCGCUGGGUCACCUAUUUCAGCAAGCCAGACAUUGAUGCCUGGGAGCUGAGGAAAGGCAUGAAUACCCUGAUCGGUUAUGACCUGGUACCUGAACCAAAGAUUCUUGACGCUGCCCUUAGAGCUUGUCGAAGGCUAAAUGACCUGGCCAGUGCCAUCCGUAUCCUGGAGGCAGUCAAGGACAAGGCGGGCUCUCACAAAGACAUCUAUCCAUAUUUGAUUCAGGAACUGCGGCCCACUCUGGAUGAACUGGGCAUUUCCACACCUGAAGAGCUUGGAAUUGACAAAGUAUAGACAUCCACACUUUUGGUCUUCCGGAGGAUGGCUGAUGUCUCUGUGACAUGGUUGGCCAAUGCACUUGAAGUCUCAGCCUUGUAUACUGAUGUUUGUGUGAUAUUUAAUUUGG